Messenger RNA from Ochotona curzoniae (black-lipped pika), 1606 nucleotides. RefSeq names its product mannosidase endo-alpha like (gene MANEAL). The coding region runs from base 231 to 1604 and encodes 457 amino acids. Gene Ontology annotation, cellular component: Golgi apparatus. The transcript has 4 exons. Lineage: Eukaryota; Metazoa; Chordata; Mammalia; Lagomorpha; Ochotonidae. Gene Ontology annotation, molecular function: alpha-mannosidase activity. The record is from RefSeq and is a predicted model, not a curated record.
GGCCCGUCUCCCCCUUCGGCUCGCGACCACUUGGUCUGCGCCGCCUGCAUUCUGUGUGUGCGGGGCCCGCCCGCACUGCGGGGGAGAGCCCGGGAGCCGCCCACGCCACGCUCGGCGUCGCCGUCUCCCUGGUACGCGCGCGGGCGACGCGGCGCGCCGAGCCGGGCGGGCGGCCAUGGCGCGGCUGGCGGGGAGGUAGCGGCGCCCGUCCCGGGGAGCGCGGCGCGGCCAUGGCCCGGCGGCGGCGCCGCGCCUGCAUCGCGCUGUUCCUGGUGCUGCUUUUCGCCUUCGGCACUCUCAUGGGCCUGCGCACGCUCAAGGCUCCGGAUGGACUCCCGGUGCUCGGCCCGGGCCUGGAGCUGGUGCCCUUUGAGCGAAGGCCGGAGGGGGCCCCGGCGCCCGCUGCCCGGGCCCCUGCCGCACCGGCCGCGCCGCCGCCUCCACCGCCGCCGCCCCGCACCGCGGAGCCGGGCAGCCCCCCGGGGCCGGCGCCUGCGGAGGCCGAGCCCGCCCCCGGGCGGAGUCUGCGCGUGUACUCGGACCUGCACGCCUUCUACUACUCGUGGUACGGGAGCCCGCGGCGCGAGGGCCGCUACAUCCAUUGGGACCACGUCAUGGUGCCGCACUGGGACCCCAAGAUCUCGGCCAGCUACCCGCGCGGCCGCCACAGCCCCCCGGAUGACCUGGGCUCCAGCUUCUACCCGGAGCUGGGGCCCUACAGCUCGCGGGACCCCGACGUGCUGCGGGAACAUAUGACCCAGCUCCAGGAGGCUGCCAUCGGCGUACUGGUCCUGUCCUGGUACCCACCUGGCAUGGCUGAUGAUAAUGGGGAGCCCUCGGAUGACCUGGUGCCUGCCAUUCUCGACACCGCCCAUCAGUACAACAUCCAGGUGGCCUUCCAUAUCCAACCCUACAAAGGCCGGGAUGACAUCACUGUGCAUGACAACAUCAAGUACAUCAUUGACACGUAUGGCUCCCAUGGUGCAUUUUACCGCUAUAAGAACAGCAUGGGCAAGAGCCUCCCACUCUUCUACAUCUACGAUUCCUACCUGACGUCCCCAGAAGCCUGGGCCCACCUCCUGACGCCACACGGGCCCCACUCAAUCCGCAACACACGCUAUGAUGCAGUCUUCAUCGCGCUGCUGGUGGAGGAGGGCCACACCCAUGACAUCCUCGCCGCGGGAUUCGACGGCAUGUACACCUACUUUGCCUCCAAUGGUUUCUCCUUUGGCUCCUCCCAUCAGAACUGGAAGGCUGUGAAGAACUUCUGUGAUGCAAACAACCUCAUGUUCAUCCCCAGUGUGGGGCCUGGCUACAUAGAUACCAGCAUCCGGCCCUGGAACAACCACAAUACCCGCAACAGGGUCAACGGCAAGUACUACGAGACGGCCCUGCAGGCAGCCCUGACAGUCCGGCCGGAGAUCGUCUCCAUCACCUCCUUCAAUGAGUGGCACGAAGGCACCCAGAUUGAGAAGGCCAUUCCCAAGAAGACGCCCACUCGCCUGUACUUGGACUACCUGCCUCACCAACCUGGCCUCUACCUGGAGCUGACCCGUCGCUGGGCAGAGCACUUUGUCAAGGAGAAGGAGCAGUGGCUGAUGUGAGG